AAUUGUGUUUGAAAGUAGUACUAUUAAGAUGGAAGAUAUUAUUAUAAUUAAGAAAGGGGCAUGGUCUCCUGAAGAAGACCAAAAAUUGAAAGAUUAUGUUAUGAGAUUUGGCAUUUGGAAUUGGAAUCUCAUGCCCAAAUUUGCAGGUCUUUCAAGAACAGGAAAGAGUUGUAGACUUCGAUGGAUGAAUUAUCUCCGCCCUGAUGUUAAGAGAGGACCUUUUAGCAUGGAAGAAAGAGAGAGAGUCAUCAAAAUGUAUCAGCAACUUGGAAAUAGAUGGGCAGCUAUCGCUGGAGAAUUGCCUGGAAGAACAGAUAACGAAGUUAAAAACUUCUUUCACACGCAUCUAAAGAAGAAUCUUGGACAGAUAAAUAAUAUUGAUGCCCCUGUACAGUGUAGGAGGGUAAAAAAACAGAAGAAAAAGGCUCAAGAAAAGCCCAAAUUAUUUGUGGAUAUAUCAUCACCAACGAUGGGUAGUUCUUCUUCAAUAUCGAGCAUUAUUACAUUCGAUCAAAAUGAAAAGAUUGACAUGGAAAAGACGGUUAUCUUGGAGAGCAAUCCAUCGUUAUCAUCGUCACAUAGUAAUAUCGAUGGCUUCGAUCAAUUUGUUGACACAACUUCGUUCUGGCUUCAUCUACUUAACCAUGCCAAUCGUGAAGAAUUAUAUUAUGAAAACUCCUAAUCCAAAGUAGAGAUGGAUAAUUUAAUUAAUGAGAUGAAAUUAUUUUACCUUA
Solanum lycopersicum (tomato) is the source of this 734-nucleotide messenger RNA. Its product is annotated as transcription factor MYB4-like. Lineage: Eukaryota; Viridiplantae; Streptophyta; Magnoliopsida; Solanales; Solanaceae. The record is from RefSeq and is a predicted model, not a curated record.